AGCAAUAAUUGAAGCCACAUCAGUAAACCCAUUAAAGUCGCUUAUCAUAUCGAUGAUGUUACUGUCGCGAAACCCAUCGUCUACCUACUCAAUUUACAAGCCACUCUUGGCUAAGUAACCAAACAAAGCUUUUCGAAUAUCUUACAGUUUGUGCUUUGAAUUACAAAUAGUCGUAUGUGGAAAAUUAGUAUCUCGAUAAGUCCGAUCGAAACGAAAAUAACAGAGUUUGAGUGAUCUCAACAGGCAAUACACAACAGAGAUCCUGUAUUUAGCGCAACAGUGAUAACAAAAUAUCUGAUAAAGUGAUAAGCAAUCAAUGAAUUGUGGAUACGUAGAACACUAGUGACUUUGGACUCCAUAAUAGAAGCAGACAUCCAACUCUGAACUGAAACGAGAAUAAGCAAUACAACGGACAUUUCUAAUUUAUUUGUUUUUGGUGUAUCGAAUUGAAAACAAGUGUUAAAUGUGGUGGUUAUUUCAUGUGUUAUGGCUCAUAAUAGUGAUAGGACUGUUCUUCCUCAUAUUGCGCCGGAUAUAUUACUUUGGCAUGCGAGGAACGGAACAACAGUACGAGACCAGAGAUUCGCAGGAUAUUCGUAGUAACCAGCCGUAUUACAUAUUUACGAUUUAUGAUUCCCAACAAAAUGCCAGAAGUCAGCAAGCAUCGGACCCACGCGCACCCAACAAUCAACCCGUCCCGCCACCACCACAGUACGAUGAUGUGAUAAAAUCGCCGGAACUGUACCAGAAGCCGCCCUCCUACAAUCAAGUACAAUAGUUUAUUACUUAGAUUACAACUAAUCAAAUUGUGAAACUACUGCUAGAUUAAAAUAAUUGUUAACUGUUUCCA
Armigeres subalbatus is the source of this 850-nucleotide messenger RNA. RefSeq lists its product as uncharacterized. The transcript has 5 exons. The coding region runs from base 464 to 778 and encodes 104 amino acids. Lineage: Eukaryota; Metazoa; Arthropoda; Insecta; Diptera; Culicidae. The record is from RefSeq and is a predicted model, not a curated record.